CCCACACUGACAAAAACCCUUUUACUUGACCCACCAGUUUACCUUCAAUCCUUCAUCUUCCUCCAUGCUCACUCUCUGAGCUCGACUAACACACUCCGUUAUCCACACCCCACACUCCACCAUGUCCUCUGCUUCCAAGUUCAUUCGCUUCGGCACCGCCCUCUUCCAUUUUCCCAAACCAACUCUCUCUCCUCCUCCCUCUCCUUCCCUCCUCCCUCUCAAACCCUUCGCCACCUCACAAUCUCUCCUCUUCUCCCGCCACUGCUCCUCCUCCUCCUCCGCCGCAGUCGCCUCCGUCGAUACCUUCACCGCCAGUGGCACCGAAGCCCCUGUGCACCACCCCUGGCCGGAGUGGGUGGCUUUCGUCGACGGGCUGAAGACCAAGGGCUACUUCAUCAAACCGCCGCCGCCUGCGGAGGACGGCGAGAGUGACGGCGUUUAUACGGACAUGAAUCAGUUGAAGGAUGCUUGCCUUAGCUUUGCUCGUGACCGCUUUGAUGUUUUCAAAUCAUUGUCUGUGGCAGACAUUCAAGCACUUGUGGAGGGUGGAUGUCCCAAUCUGUUGCGAAAAGCUGUGAAUUCAGGAAAGCGAUUGAGAUUGUACGUGAAGCUGGAUGAAGGCGAUGUUUGUGGUGGUUGCAAUCUGCGAGGUUCCUGUGACAGAGCUUAUGUUGUUCUUAACGAAUCUGAAGCCGCUGCCCGCACAGUGGAUAUAGUGCGAAUAUUAAUGUAUUAUGCACUAGAUCCACUCGUUAUUUCUGGGCAAGAGAAACCUCCUGGUAGAGAGCUUAUAGAAACAUCUGCAAGAAAACUGCUGUCCAAGUUGCUUCAACUCAGUGAAACAGCUGUUGACCCAUCACUGCCAAUGCCUGCGGCCAAAGUUCUUACGAAGAAAAAACCAUCUGUAAGUUUCAUGGAUGAUGAGCCGUCUCAAACUGCUGAAAUGAAGAGAGGAGAUUGGAUGUGUCCCAGGUGCAAUUUUCUGAACUUUGCUAAAAAUAUAAGAUGUCUAGAGUGUAAAGAAGAGGGCCCGCGAAAAGUUGAUAUGGGUGAUGUUGAAAUGAAAAAAGGAGACUGGGUCUGCUCUGAGUGCAAUUUCAUGAACUUCGCUAGAAAUUUUCGCUGCCUAAAGUGCAAAACUCAAGGGCCAAAGAGACCCGGUGUAGAUGAUGUCAAAAUGAAGAAAGGAGACUGGAACUGCCCACAGUGUGGGUUCAUGAAUUUUGCAAGCAAAAGGAAUUGUUUGCGCUGUGAAGAGGUACGGCCCAAGAUAAACCCUGGAGAUUGGGACUGUCCCUCAUGUAAUUUCAUGAAUUAUGGGAGAAACACAGAAUGCCUGAAGUGUAAAUGUGAACGCCCUGAAGGAGAAACUACAGUAUACCCUAAGAAGAAACUACAUACCGAAUAUGAGGAGCAAAUAUGGAGGCGUCCUCGCUAGUGUCUUUUGCUUAUAGAACAAAAACUUGGUUUUUAUGGAGAUUUUUUUCAAGGCAGGUGGUGCAGGACAUGAUUACUCCUGGUGACCGAGCACUCAUAAUUAUUCUGGUUUGUGAUCACACAGAAGAGCACUCGGGUGUAUUGAUGAUAUGUCUGCAGUUUUGUUCAUUAAUUUUCGUAUACUGGAGCAAGAACAUUAGCAUGUUUUUAGCUAUAACUUAUCCCCAGAACAUUAGCAUGAACUAUGUGUGACAAAUGAACUUAAAGCUAUUACGGAAGAGUAUUUCUCCAAAUUUUUA
Rosa chinensis is the source of this 1736-nucleotide messenger RNA. RefSeq names its product zinc finger protein VAR3, chloroplastic. The record is from RefSeq and is a predicted model, not a curated record. The transcript is spliced from 7 exons. The coding region runs from base 122 to 1438 and encodes 438 amino acids. NCBI's taxonomy places the organism in Eukaryota, Viridiplantae, Streptophyta, Magnoliopsida, Rosales, Rosaceae. Gene Ontology annotation, molecular function: mRNA binding. Gene Ontology annotation, cellular component: cytoplasm.